AUGGGUAUUGCAGUAGGGGCAUCGACCCUCAACACUGAUGCAGCGCAGGCUGGGAAGCCUAAGUUGGAGAAUGUGAACUGGUGGCAUGAGCCUGGUCUGCGCAAGCUCUAUUUCUGGGCAGCGAUUCUAUGCGUUGCGUCUGCGACUACAGGUUAUGACGGAAUGAUGCUUAACACCUCCCAAAACCUGGACUCUUGGCAGAAUUAUUUCGAUUCGCCCACGGGCUCGUCGUUGGGGUUGAUGAAUGCCAUUUAUCAAAUUGGAAGUCUUGUCAGCUUCCCAUUCGUUCCUUUUUUCGCCGAUCGAUGGGGUCGCAAGCUUCCCAUCUUCCUCGGUUGUCUGCUCAUGAUUCUGGGUGGAUUGUUAGGAGCUUUUUGCAAUGGUUAUGGCAUGUACGUUGCCGGUAGACUACUUCUAGGCAUUGGGAACAGUCUCGCGCAGAUGGCCUCUCCAAUCCUCCUCGCCGAAAUCGCCCACCCCCAGCACCGCGGAAAAGUCACUAGUAUCUAUAACUGCCUGUGGAACUUGGGAGCAUUGGUUGUGGCUUGGCUAGCAUGGGGAACAAUGCAGAUUCACUCUGACUGGUCCUGGCGUAUCUUGACCCUUCUGCAGAUCCUCCCGGCAGUCAUUCAACUCAGCUUUAUUUGGUGGGUCCCGGAAUCUCCGCGUUGGCUGGUUUCCAAGGAGCGAUAUGAGGAGGCUCUGACCACUCUUGCCUACUACCACGGAAAUGGCGAUCAGAACAAUGCCACCGUCCAGUUUGAGUACCGUGAGAUCAAGGAGACUAUCCAGAUGGAGAUGCAGUACCAGAAGAACAGCAGCUACUUCGACUUCAUGAAGACCAAGGGUAAUCGAUACCGUCUGGCAAUCCUUGUCUCGCUCGGUAUUAUCUCUCAAUACUCCGGCAAUGCAUUGUUCAGCAACUAUACCAGUUUGAUCUAUAACAGCAUGGGCAUUACUGAUCAAAACAAGAAGAUUCCGUUAAACGGCGGACAAACCUUGCUCAGUCUGGUUGUCAGUGUAUCGAGUGCCUUCUUCGUCGACCGAGUUGGCCGACGACCUCUUUUCCUGAUCUCUACAGUUGGCAUGCUCCUCAUGUUCCUCGCAUGGACUGUCGUUUCCUCCGUCUACGAAAAGACCCAAGAUGUCAAAUCAACCGGCUACCCACAGGUAGUCUUCGUCUGGCUCUUCUCCGUUUGCUACGCGAUUGCCUGGCAGGGUCUUCUGGUCGCAUACUCCCUCGAAAUUCUGCCUUAUCGCCUACGUGCCAAGGGCAUCAUGAUCAUGAAUCUGACCGUUCAGGCCACUCUGGUUCUUGGAAAUUAUACAAACCCGAUCGCGUGGGAGAACCUACCUCAUCACUGGAAUUUGUCCAUGAUCUAUACGAUUUGGAUAUUUAUCGAGCUUCUGUUUGUGUACUUCUUCUACGUGGAGACUCGUGGUCCCACUCUUGAGGAAUUGGCUAAGAUCUUCGAUGGCGACGAUGCAGUCGUGGCGCAUGUUGAUUUGCAGCAAGUUGAGAAGGAGAUCCAGAUCACUGAGACCGAGUCGAUUCACUAUCGGGAACGUGCUUAG
Molecule: messenger RNA, 1575 nt
Organism: Penicillium soppii
Lineage: Eukaryota; Fungi; Ascomycota; Eurotiomycetes; Eurotiales; Aspergillaceae
Product: putative MFS hexose transporter
Exons: 7
Coding region: 1-1575 (524 amino acids)
Biological process (GO): transmembrane transport; carbohydrate transport
Cellular component (GO): membrane
Molecular function (GO): carbohydrate:proton symporter activity
Source: RefSeq, a predicted model, not a curated record